CGCAGUGUGGUACCCACAGAAACUUUUAAGAAGGCAAGAUGGCGGCAAGUUCAUCGGAAGAAUCCCUCGCCUCGCUUUGUAGAGAAGCGGAGCAACUGAAAGUAAAGAUAGACGAAGAGAAGCAGAAGGUUAAUGAUCUUCAACUAAAAGACGUUUCUCAGAGGGUAGAUAGCCUCCUUCUUUCACCACUCAAAGUCCGAAGGAUUCUUAAAGGCCAUCAAGGAAAAGUGCUGUGUUUAAACUGGGCACAGGACAGACGUCACUUGGUUAGCAGCUCACAGGAUGGGAAGGUCAUUGUUUGGGAUGCCUUUACAACACACAAGGAACAUGCAAUUUCCAUGCCAACAACAUGGGUCAUGGCUUGUGCAUAUUCGCCAUCAGGCAACAUGGUUGCUUGUGGGGGACUUGAUAACAAGUGUUCUCUGUUUAAAUUGAGCUUUGAUGACGAGGGUGCCACCAAGAAACACACUGUUGCCAUGCAUACCAGUUACAUGGCUUGCUGUACAUUUACCAAUUCUGACCAGCAAAUCUUGACUGGCAGUGGAGAUACUACCUGUGCAUUAUGGGAUGUUGAAUCAGGACAGCUGCUGCAAAGUUUUCAUGGUCAUGCAUCUGAUGUGAUGAGCGUUGAUCUUGCACCAUCUGAAGGAAGGAAUAUAUUUGUGUCUGGGGGAUGCGAUAAAACAGCCCUUGUAUGGGAUGUCAGGACUGGUCAUGCAGUGAACUCUUUUCAGACACAUGAGUCUGAUAUCAAUGGAGUUAGGUUUUAUCCAAGUGGAGAAGCAUUUGGCACUGCCUCUGAUGAUGCUACUUGUCGUUUGUAUGAUUUAAGAGCAGAUCAUGAACUAGCAGUAUACUCUAAAGAACACAUAAUUUUUGGAGCAGCUUCUCUGGACUUUUCAUUCAGUGGGAGACUAUUGUUUGCUGGCUACCACGACUACACCAUGAAUGUCUGGGAUACACUGAAGGCUGAGCAACUAUCCGUGUACUAUGCACAUGAUAACAGGAUCAGCUGUCUGGAAGUAUCCCCGGAUGGGACAGCAGUUGGGACUGGAAGCUGGGACAAUACACUGAGAGUUUGGGCUUAAAUAGACACCUCUCUGGUUACAGAUGUUUAUUUUCCUGAUGCAGUCCCUUGCUUACAAAGUUCUUCAUCAUUGCUUUCAUUAAAUUACUCAAUUUCCUUUUUCUAAACAGAAAACAUAAACCAUUUUGUAACUAAGUGUGCAGUUUGUGGCAUUUUUGCUUAAUGUAUCCGUUGAGUUUUGUGAAUUGUUUUUAUUUAAUAUCUAAAUUAUACAUCAAAUGUAAUAUUUUUUAAGUGUUAUUUAAAUUUUCAAAGAAAUAUGAUCUUUACUAUUUGAAUUUAUGAAUCAAAAUUUGAUUUUGAGAAUAUUUCUAAAUAAAAUGACUUAAUGCAAAUGUAAAGACCAGUGCAAAAAAUAGUGUGAUUUUUGCCUCGAUAUAUAUUGAGAUUUAGUUUAUUGUAUGGUGAUUAUUUUAAUGAAAGGUAGAGUUUGAAAAGUGUAAUUUCACAAUGAAAAAUAAAUAUUCACUUUUAAAUCUUGUUAUUACUCA
This is a messenger RNA of Orbicella faveolata, 1578 nucleotides long. Its product is annotated as guanine nucleotide-binding protein subunit beta-5-like. Gene Ontology annotation, molecular function: protein binding. The record is from RefSeq and is a predicted model, not a curated record. NCBI's taxonomy places the organism in Eukaryota, Metazoa, Cnidaria, Anthozoa, Scleractinia, Merulinidae. Gene Ontology annotation, biological process: signal transduction.